AUGGUUCGUCUGAUUCAAGUCAUCGCCGCGGCAGUCACUGUUGCAGCGGUGACUGCAACCACAACGUGUUCAGCGGAUUCCCAUUGUCCCGAAGAAGCGCCGUGCUGUUCGGAAUAUGGAGAAUGCGGAGUCGGUGAAGAGUGUUUGCUUGGUUGCAAUCCGAUCUUAUCUUAUGCUCUCGACUCCUGCGCCCCGCAACCCGUCUGCGAGAGCAAGAGCUUCAGUAACUGGACGACUACCGAUGAAAUCAUUAAGAACUGGGAAUACCUUGGCAAUGCCACAGCCAAUGAUUGGUGGGUUAGUGGAACGCCACUGGUAGCUGACGGCAACUUGCUCUUGACCAUGGCUGCCAACACAACCGGUACCCUGUUGUCAUCUACGCAUUAUGUUUGGUACGGGAAGAUUUCAGUGACUAUGAAGACAUCCCGAGGCUCUGGUGUCGUCACUGCCUUUGUUAUGAUGUCCGACGUCUUAGAUGAGAUUGAUACAGAGUUCAUCGGUUCCAACCUAACUACGGCUCAAACCAACUACUUCUUCCAGGGCAUUGUCACCGGAGAAUUGGAGGUCAACGCUUCAAUGUCCGACAGCUUCGAAAACUUCCACACCUACGCUCUUGACUGGACGCCAGAUUCACUUACCUGGCUACUAGACGAUGAGCCUGUACGUGUACUGAAUCGGAGCACUACAUACAACGCAACAACAAUGCAAUACAUGUACCCUCAAACCCCUUCUCGUGUGGAGCUCUCUAUAUGGCCAGGAGGUGCCUCGGAUGAAUCUGCUGGUGUCAUCGCGUGGGCUGGUGGCGCAAUCGAUUGGAAUUCAACAGAUAUCCAAGAGGUCGGAUAUGAUUACGCGACUAUCAAAGAAGUGAACAUUACUUGCUACGAUCCCCCGUCCGGUGCCAAUAUUCAAGGCAACAUCUCAUACAUCUAUACCAAUGAUGCAGCUACAAAUAAUACUGUAGAGAUCACGAACAACUCGACGGUCAUGGCUUCCUUUGAAGAUACAGGAACCAACAUGACCGCAGGAGCGACUACGGCGGCCGCACAAAGUACUGCUACAUCGAGUAGCACUUCUGAUUCUGGCUCAUCAGAGUCAUCCAGCUCCAGCUCAUCAAGCAGCAGUGGAGAUGGAUUUUCCCAGGGUAAUGGCAGUGGUAGUAACUCGUCCAUUGCCGUCACAUUUAACCCCUCGUUCAUUCAGGUUUCUUUGGUCCUUGCUAUGACCACGGUAGCGUUGAUGGCCUAG
Talaromyces atroroseus is the source of this 1248-nucleotide messenger RNA. RefSeq names its product putative glycosidase crf2. Gene Ontology annotation, cellular component: fungal-type cell wall. Bases 1 to 1248 code for a protein of 415 amino acids. Lineage: Eukaryota; Fungi; Ascomycota; Eurotiomycetes; Eurotiales; Trichocomaceae. Gene Ontology annotation, biological process: carbohydrate metabolic process; fungal-type cell wall organization. Gene Ontology annotation, molecular function: hydrolase activity, hydrolyzing O-glycosyl compounds; glycosyltransferase activity. The transcript is spliced from 4 exons. The record is from RefSeq and is a predicted model, not a curated record.